This is a messenger RNA of Fonsecaea pedrosoi CBS 271.37, 420 nucleotides long. RefSeq lists its product as uncharacterized. The coding region runs from base 1 to 420 and encodes 139 amino acids. The record is from RefSeq and is a predicted model, not a curated record. NCBI's taxonomy places the organism in Eukaryota, Fungi, Ascomycota, Eurotiomycetes, Chaetothyriales, Herpotrichiellaceae. The transcript is spliced from 2 exons.
AUGGAUAAACCUCCUCCAUCUGCUAAACCGUCGCCGUCCCAGGGAAAGGCAAACUACGUGUCCUCGUCGGGCCAUGUUCUAGAGAGACCACCCCUCUCCGCCCGCAUCUCCCGCUUCUCCGACGACCUGUACAACUUCCUCGGCCUGUACCUUGUCUCCCUCUUCUCGCUGGACCCCUACACGGCCGCGCAGAACAGCCAAUUCAACACCCGCGGCCGGCCCAACGCUUAUCAAGACCGUCCGCGCUGGGGUGCGGGGAGUACUACACGACUCGGCGGCGGCGGGGGCAGCGGCGGUGGUGGCAGUGGUGGUUCUUGGGGAAGAGGUGGAGGUGGUGGUGCCGGCGGUCCUGGUAGUGGGCCGAGGAGGAUGGGAGGGAUCGACGACGUGCGCGGCCCAGAGUGUGGAAGUUGUGGGUGA